AUGCGAGGUUACUUUAGAAGAUGGCUCUUCUUUUAUCUACACAGCAGUUUAUGCACAAACGACUUGGAUGAGAGAAAGGAGUUAUGGCAAUCAUUGCAAGACUCUUAUAUCUCCUUCAAUCUGGCAAAUAGACCAUGGAUGGUCAGUGGAGACUUCAAUGAGAUACUAUCUCCUCAGGAAUCGUCAAAUACUGGGUUUCUAAACUCAACUAGUGCGAUGAGACAAUUUGGUGCUUGCUUAGCCGAUAUGGGGCUCUUUGAUAUGGCUUGCCACGGACCUGAGUAUACUUGGUCAAACCAUCGCCCUUUGGACCCGAUCUCCAAGAAACUUGACAGAUGUCUGAUCAACGACAAAUGGCUGCUCCUUUUCCCAUCCUCGCACUGCACCUUUGAAGCUCCGGAAUUCUCCGAUCAUGCUCCUGGUCAUGUUAAAUUGUUUACUCCGCCACCACAGUUUGGAACUCGGCCAUUUCGUUUCUUCAACUUUGUGGCGACUCUACCUUCCUUUAUGGAGUGUGUUAAAGUGGCGUGGGAGGCUUCAAAUCCGCCUGCUUUGAAUCUAAAAUCUCUGGGUUUCAAGCUGAAAUCUUUAAAGCGACCGCUGAAAUCUUUGUGCAAGGAUAAGUUCAGUAACCUAGAACUGAGAGUUAUUGAAGCAAAUGAUGAACUAAAGAGCAUUCAGUUACAGGUACUGAAUGUGCCUACUCCGGCAAAUCUUCAGUUAGAGCGAACCACAAGAGAUAAUUGGAUGACUCUUCGCCGGGCAGAGGAAAGCUUUUUUAGGCAGCGAUCGAGAAUUAAAUGGUUAGGCGAGGGUGACUUUGAUACUCGAUUCUUCCACCUAGUUACCAAAGCAAGGAAUGCAUCGAAUGCAAUUAAAUACUUGAAGAAGGCUGAUGGAACCAGAACGACAACGCCAAAGGAAGUCCACCUUCAGGUUCAGUCAUAUUAUGAGGGGAUCUACAACAACUUAAAAGGUGACUACAAUCCCUUUUUACCAAUUAUUCUUGACAGAAUAAUUACCCAUCAUUGCUCUCUCGCUCAGCAAAUGGUUUUGAAGAGGGUUGUUUCUUCGGAUUGCAUUACAACCUCGCUGUUCAAAAUGCCUUUGAACAAAACCCCAGGACCUGAUGGCUUCCCGGUUGAGUUCUUCAAAGCUAGUUGGGCAAUCAUUGGUCCAGAGGUUAUUUGUACGGUUAAAGAGUUUUUUGCUUCAGCUUUCAUGCCAAAAUCUCUGAAUUCAACGAACUUGGUGUUGAUACCAAAACGUAGAGGUGCAGAUGAGCUUCAAGACUUUAGACCCAUUUCUUGUCUGAACACUCUCUACAAGCUCAUUACACGUUUGAUCUCGGACAGGCUGAAAAGUAUAUUACCAGAGAUCAUCUUGCCUAACCAGACAGCGUUUAUAAGGGAUAGACUCCUGCUGGAGAACGUGCUAUUAGCGGCAGAGGUUAUAAAUGGCUAUCACCGUAAGGAUUUAUCUCCGAGAAUUACGCUAAAAAUCGAUAUAGCUAAAGCUUUUGAUUCUAUGCGGUGGGAUUUCAUUCUCGCAUGUCUCACGGCCUAUAGACUGCCGAGGGAGCUAAUUGGCUGGGUAAAAACCUGUAUCUCUUCCCCGGUGUUCUCGGUGAGUAUAAAUGGUCUAACUUCAGGCUAUUUUAAAGGAAGGACAGGUCUGCGUCAAGGAGAUCCCCUCUCCCCGAUCCUAUUUGUGAUGGCUAUGAAUGUCCUUUCCCUGAUGUUAAACAGAGCAGCGAUUGAUGGUAUCUUUAACUAUCACCCAGGCUGCAAGGACGUACAACUAACACAUCUGUCAUUCGCAGAUGACUUGUUGAUCUUUGUGGAUGGCUCUAGUCAAUUGGUAGCCGGAGUCUUCACGGUUUUAUCGCAGUUUGAGAAGAUGUCAGGUUUGGCAGUCAAUAUCUCUAAAACAUCUUUGUUCUGCUCCGGGGUUUCAGAUACAACCUUGCUUGAUUUAAGCAAUCGUUUUUCCCUUACCCCUGGCUCCCUACCAAUUCGCUAUUUGGGUCUCCCUCUUUGCUCCAAAAAACUGUCAGUGUCUGACUGUGACCCUCUCAUUUCCAAGAUCAGAAUGAAAAUGAACAGUUGGAUGCAUCGUCCUUUAAGCCUAGCUGGUAGACUUAGAUUACUGUCAUCAAUUAUCUCAGGCUUGAUUGGGUUUUGGACUCAAGCUUUUUUCCUGCCAAAAGCGGUGAUAAAGAAAAUAAACGCUUUAUGCAGUUCCUUUCUUUGGCAUGGAAAGUUAGACAACCCGACAUGA
This is a messenger RNA of Microthlaspi erraticum, 2280 nucleotides long. The record is from the annotation of a GenBank genome assembly. NCBI's taxonomy places the organism in Eukaryota, Viridiplantae, Streptophyta, Magnoliopsida, Brassicales, Brassicaceae.